This is a messenger RNA of Bactrocera latifrons, 3174 nucleotides long. RefSeq lists its product as uncharacterized. Bases 140 to 1423 code for a protein of 427 amino acids. The transcript is spliced from 4 exons. The record is from RefSeq and is a predicted model, not a curated record. NCBI's taxonomy places the organism in Eukaryota, Metazoa, Arthropoda, Insecta, Diptera, Tephritidae.
GAUGCGGUACAAAUAGUGAGGCAAGUGAUUGGCAAAAUUUCAAAUAGUCGUCAGUGAACCGUUGAACUGCAUAAACGCUGUUUAUUAACAAGAAUAUAAAAGUUUGUUGUCAUAAUAUAUACUAUAUACAGAGUUUAGGAUGUCAUCCGUAACCGAUCAGAAUCAGAAUGAAGCCUCAGAAAUAAAACCAGGAACAGGUUUCGAAAUUCCAAAAUGGCUAACGGCAGAACUAUUUGAAAAUGUUCUUAUCGAGUCCAUUCCGAAAUUUCGAAAAAUCACACAUUUCGAGGCUAAGCCCGCAUUGGCUGCUGGAGAAAACUAUGCCACUGUCAUGCUACGUAUUCAUGUAGAUAUUGAAUUAACAGAUGCCUUAACGGAUUCGAUUUCGCUCAUGWUGAAGCUGCCACAGGAAAACGAAAUUCUUAAGGAUAUGAUGCGCAAGCAUAACAUUUUCGAARUCGAGUACAAGAUGUACCAUGAAGUUCUACCCGAGUUCAAGAAGAUGUACGUAAAUGCCGGRGUCAAUGCAAUGUUUUCCGCAAGUUGUUAUAACAUCGAUACACCUUCCGAAUUUGGAGUAAUAUUGCUGGAAGACCUUCGCCCACUUGGUUAUAAGAACGCCAAUCGAUUGGAGGGACUAAACUUGGUGCAUACAAAGGCAGUGCUUGAGCGUUUAUCGCAGUGGCAUGCUGCUUCGGCCACACGUGUCGAGACUAAAGGCAUAUUCCCGGAGAUGUUCAUUAAAGGUAUAUUCAGCGAAUCCCAGCGACAAACUAUGGAAGAUUUCAGUACAACAAUUAAAUCACAAUUUUUAUCGUCUGUAAAAACAAUUAAGGGUAGCGAAGAUUACAUGGACGACUUGGUGAAUGUUUUCAAUUAUAUUACCGAACUAUUAUUCAAUACAUCAAAGUAURAUCCAAAUGAAUUUAACGUUUUGAACCAUGGCGAUUGCUGGAGCAACAACAUCAUGUUUAAAUACGAUGCUGAAGGGAAAAUUGUAGACACGGUCCUCAUCGAUUACCAAAUGGUGAAUUAUGGCUCUCCUGCGAAGGACUUGCUGUACUUCUUGGUAUCGUCUACUGCAUAUGAUUUAAAAAUCAAAGAAUUCAACUAUUUUAUUAAAUUCUAUCACAAAAACUUAGUGAAAAACCUAACAAUUUUAAAGUAYCCCAAAAAAUUGCCGACAUUGAAAGAAAUUCAUUGUGCAAUUAUAAAAUAUGGAAUAUGGGCAUUAUCGACGUCUUUCGGUGUUAUGGCAGUGGCUUUAUUGGAAUCUAAUGACGAUUCUAAUAUAGACAGCUUCAUUAAUGAUUCGGAUGCUGGUGAUCGGUUCAGAAAUUUGAUGUUCUCCAACCCCCGAUACCGCAAACAUUUGGAAAUUUUGAUGCCAUGGAUGAGCAAUCGCGGUGUUUUCGAAGUAUGARUUUUAAUUACCACAACCCUUGCGAAUCGAAUGGGAAACACUGAGUGAUUUUGUAAAUACAAAUAGAUUUUUUAGGCAUUAAUGCCAUUCAAAUAAUCCAUUGGAACACUAAACGCUCUUCUGUAAUGCAGCAGUGGGCCAACUUCUGUCCUACAUCAGCUUAUUGUAUCUCCGUACUAAUAUCAACGGGAAUAUGAAUAUUAAAUUAAGCUCACAUAAUAAAAGUUUUCGUAUUUUAUAUAAAUGUAUAACAUUGCAAGUCAAAAUAACAACAUAAAAAGUAACAUUCCAUAAUUAAUUUAUAAUUUUGUACUUCCUUCCUAAUUGCUAGCUAAGCUUCUGCUAAUGCAUUCUUCUGAAUGCAUUGCCAUGACCUCAUUUACGAUCAAAAUAUUCACUUUCAAUGCUUCAUAUUGUGGAAGUUCUCGCUGCUUUAAUUUUUAGAGAAAGAAACAAGUCUAUAGUUCACUGAUACUCAUCCAAGAUAUUUUUUACGAGCCAUCGAUGUUUUAAGAGYAAAUUUUUUAAGGCUCUCUUAAAAAAGUGAUCAAGUACAUGAGUACCUUAAAUUAGCUGAAGAAAACACAAUAUGCACUUGUAUGAGAAAGCUUUGGCGCAAAAGCUCUUUUUGAGCAAAAAAAUAUACAAACUCGUAUUUUUAAUAACUUGUUAAUCACCUCAUCGCUUCAAUUCAACGUCGUCUUAGGCCGGAUUAACAAAGCAGUCUAAAUUACCCAAGAAGAAAUCGAACGAAGCUGGAUAGUGAAAAUACAAGUAAAAUUAUAGUAAAAUACAAAGAAAGCAAUUUGAAAAAUAUUCCAGACGCCGUUGUAUUUACUACUUUGUAUCCUUUUAUAGAACCGAAAGUGAUUUUGGACAUUUUGAAGUCAUUCUGACUGUAACUUUUGCGAAGCUUCGUUCUUUUCAUAUAGUUAGUAAAAUUUCAUUUCCACGCCUGCAGAAAGAAUUUUUUUCAGUAAUUGAAAUUUUGAACUGAAACUUUUAAAAAAUUUGCAAUCUUAUUUAAAUGAUUUAAUGCCACUAGGUGCACAUCUAUCAACACCAAUUAAAACUAAAUUGAAGCGCGAAASAAUUAAUGUAAGAUGUUCUUCCAAGUUGAAAGUGAAUCACAACCUGGAAUGUACAUGUCGCAGCCGCAGGGGAUUUCUACCUUUUAUAUUCAAUGCAGAUUCAGAUACAUAUGUAUUUGUGUGCGUUAAGAAAUCGCAUCACAUGUCCCGGUAAUAAACAGACAUUCAAUGUACAUAUAUGUAUGUAUAUACUAAAUUUAUAAUGCAAGCAGGCAACAGUUCGAAUCAGCCAAGUACGCUCACAACAGACUUAUCAAUCAAACAUUAUUAGUGGCACUCACGGUUCUUGUGAUAUUGCCUAUCGCAUAGUGAUAAUGAUACCAUAUAUAGAAAGUGUCGAUAGUGGCCCAGGUAUAAUUCGGAAAAUAAUCAGUUGGGGUGAAGUAAUUGUUUUCAACGAAUAUAAUUCGACUUAUGCGAAUUCGGAGCAUUCUUAACCAAACCAACCACAUUUCAUACCAGAACCAGCAAUCUUCGGCAAACAUUGGGUGCGACCGCUGCAAUUAGGCAAAUAUAUAMAUCUUUAUAGCAAGAGGUAAAUGUUAAUUAUCAAGUUUGUCCAAUUUAGAAUUAUACUUUAUAAGCAAACACACUAUGUAUGCUUCUUUCGAUAUAAAAUAAAGGAAAUGUGCUGAGAAAUACUCAGUACCAAAAACGCCA